Molecule: messenger RNA, 2391 nt
Organism: Symbiodinium natans
Lineage: Eukaryota; Dinophyceae; Suessiales; Symbiodiniaceae
Source: the annotation of a GenBank genome assembly
AUGCCUGUGCCAGACGCUGCUGGAAGCUUUUCUUCUGGUUCGCUCGGGCAUACUGAUCCUUUCAGCGGAGUGGAAUCCCAGUUCGCCCACGUGGAGCACAGCCUUCUGGUUCAGUCGCAAGAAGUCCAAGACCUCGUGCUGCACGUGGCUCGGCUGACUGCUCGUGUGGACGCGCUGGAGGCUCAGCAGGCCUUGCUUCUGUCUCGUCUUGCGGACACUGAGCAAGACGUGGAGCUUGCUUCUACGAGACUUGCUGUGCUCAACCACUUUCUGCAUUCCCUCGCGGAGUUCUUCGGGCUCUGCCUCGGGGAUUCUGAGAUGGCAGCUUCCAGCUCUUCACAGUCGACUGGGGGGGGACAGGACGCUGCUUCGAGCUGGUCUGAUCUUCCCAAGAAGGUUAGGUUUGCUUUUUCAGCUGCUGGCGAUCCUCCUCCGGACCAUGUUCUGGCUUCUCUAUUUUCCACUGCUGAUGAUCUUAACCUUUUGAUCGAAACGUGGGGCUUUACGAUGGGCUCUCCUGAGUGGCUGUUGGUCCAUGAUAUUCUCUCGAAGUAUCAACAAGAUGCAAACGCUGGUGCUGCAAGGGCGUGGAAACGCAGGGCACUGGCUGGGGUGGCUUUUCAUGGGACUUUGGAGAAGCCAUGCAGCGAGAAGUUGCCUUCUUUGGCUCCUACGAAGGAAUGGCUGUUGGAGAAGUCUGGGGCAAAGCGACGACUGUUGCGAUGGCCUAAUCGUAGGUCCAAAAAGCUGGCCUUAGCGACUACCGAUUUAACGAGAGCGAAAGCUGAAGCAGAUGAGCUCACUCGGUGGCGAAUGCGACUGGUCAAGGUGCUCAAGGAUUGUCGUAUGCCGGUUUGCAAUCAGGCCCUUUUUGCUGCAGAUCCGGACAGGGUUUUGCAAUCUACUGCUGGUUGUGUUCGGGCUUCCACUCUGCGUUCGAGGAUUACGGAGUGGUGCAAGUUUUCGCUCUGGUGCCUGGCACUUCAUGACGAGCAUUUCCCUGCACACAUGGGGGUUCUCGUUGAUUACAUUGAAGAGCUACGCGAUGAGCCUUGCAGCAGAACCAGGCUACGUUCAGUGCUCUCAGCGGUUGCCUUCAUCGAGAAGGCAGGUGGCAUCGACAAGGCUGAUCAUUUUUCCAAUCAUCACUUGGUCUUGAAUCUCGUCAAUGUCAGGACUGCUGAACUUGAGGUUGAUGCUCCAGCGGUUCGGAGAGCAGUUCCUUGCCCACUCCUGCUCGUGAUUGCGUGGGAGCUGGCGGUGUGCGAUGAAGAAUUUCCAAAGUACAUGCGGGCAUUUGCGUGGACUAGACUUUUCAAGUUUUGGUCUUCGAGCAGGAGCGGCGACUUGGAAGGAGCUUCUUUCGAUGACAUGAUCAUGACAGCGGAAGGUCUUCGUGGUUUCUUCGAUAGGACCAAAACUAGCGGUGCAGGCAAGAAGAAUCGUUUUCUGCCUUUCUUCAUCGCUGCGGACGCAUGGCUGGCACGCAAGAAUUGGCUCGCUGUGGGUUUUGCGAUUUGGAAGGGUCCUGAGUUCGGUUUCGAAAGGGACUACAUGAUUCCCAGGCCCACGAGACAUUUUAAUGCAUGCAAAGCGGUCAUGGCCAGCUACAGUGAUGUGUGCUCGCUCGCCAAGCGUCUUCUCAGACUGUUGCGGAAGCCUGUGCUGCGAUCUGAUGACUGGGUGUCUUCGGAGGAGUUCUUGAUCUCUUCUGAUUCGCUUCUUCGGGUCUUUUCUGAACACUCUGAGAGGGCUUCUAUGGCUACAUUGGCGACUUGGGCUGGAGUUGAUCGUGAGCGCAAGGAGUAUCUUGGACGUUGGAAGAUCGUUGAGUCUUCCGAUGUCUAUGUGAGGUCUGCUUGGUUUGUUGUUACGACUUUGCAGCGGUUUCUUGUGCGGUCUUGUACAAGCAUGAAAGAGUUACUGAGCUUGGGCAUUGGUGAGAUACAGGAGAGGUUGAAGUCAUUCGGCUUGGAGGAUGCACUUGCACUGGCUGGGGCAGAGCAACUACAGAUGCCACGUGAGUGGGCAUUAUGGAGGGGCCGCGCCUUUCUCGGUCAGCAACCCAUCGACUUGCAACGCCUUUCGACUCCUGAGGUCUUACAGGAACGAGGCCCCGAGCGUGAGUCCCGCUUUUUCAUUUCAGUGCUAGGGAAACGGAAGCUUCGCAGGUUGCACCGAUCCGGGGCAUGUUGCACUAGGCCCGAACGUGUAGCCUGUUGUGAGUUUUAUGACGUGCUUGAGGGUGUGCCGUAUGAUGUGGAAUGCAAGCAUUGUUUUCGACCGGAGCGUCGGGAACAGGAGGCUCUUCAGGAAGAGGAGUCUGAUGCUGAUGAGGAUAGCUCCUCUAGUUCUUCUUCCGAGAAAGAAUCUAGCUCGGAGGGGAGCUGA